Spinacia oleracea (spinach) is the source of this 1836-nucleotide messenger RNA. RefSeq names its product protein CLT1, chloroplastic. NCBI's taxonomy places the organism in Eukaryota, Viridiplantae, Streptophyta, Magnoliopsida, Caryophyllales, Amaranthaceae. The transcript has 10 exons. The coding region runs from base 272 to 1582 and encodes 436 amino acids. The record is from RefSeq and is a predicted model, not a curated record.
CGGUCGUGUCAAUGUCAAAAUGUAUAACAAGCCGCCAAAUAUCUCAAAUCAUUCUUCUCUUCUUCAUUUGUUUCUUUACCAAUAAAAUAAACAACACUUUUUCUAUACAAGUGAUUUCGAUCUGUUUUCUUCAUCUCCAUUCAAAAUUUCUACUACUUUCUUCCCAUUUCUCUCUCCAUAAUCAAAUACCCAAUUCAUUUUUCCAUCAAUUUAUCAAAUACCCAAUUCAUUUCCCAUCAAUUUGCCAAAAGAACCCAAGAUUUAAAGAACCAUGUCGGCGAUUUCCCGGCGAAUUUCCGCCGGCGCCGGAAUUACAUUACCGGAAAUACGGCGUCUGAACAUAAAAUCCCUACCACCAGUAACCGUCCGAUUCUCAAGAAAUUCGCCGACUUCUUUUGUCAACCAGUGUCAGAGGUUUAACAAAAUCAACCGUUGGAUUGAGGUUAGAUCGGACGGUGGAGAGGAGGAGUGGAAGGGGAAGAGGAGAACGACGUCGUAUAAGUGUAGUAGUGUUGGGGUUGGAGAAGUUGAUGAAAAGGUGGAGAGAGAUCGGACGGUGGAGGUGAUGGUUGCAGCAGGUGCUACUGUAGUACUGGGUGUAGGGAAUCGAGUUUUGUAUAAGUUGGCUUUGGUUCCUUUGAAACAUUACCCCUUUUUUCUCGCUCAACUCGCCACUUUUGGAUACGUAAUCGUAUAUUUCUCAAUCUUGUAUCUUCGGCAUCGUGCGGGCUUUGUCACAAAUGAGAUGCUAUCGUUGCCUCAAGCCCCUUUUCUCGCUGUUGGGCUUUUCGAGGCUCUAGCAGCCGCAUCUGGAAUGGCAGCGGCAACAAUGCUUUCUGGUGCAUCAAUUCCAAUUUUGUCUCAGACAUUUCUUGUAUGGCAACUUCUCCUGUCUGUUAUUUUUCUUGGAAGGAGAUAUAAUGUCAAUCAGAUAGUGGGUUGCUUAUUGGUCUCUAUGGGCGUUAUAAUAACUGUAACUAGUGGGUCUGGUGCGGGUCCCUCCUUGAAUAACACCGGUCUAUUCUGGAGUAUGUUGAUGAUUUUUUCGUUCUUUUUACAAGCAGCAGAUACAAUUUUGAAGGAAGUAAUUUUCUUGGAUGCUGCUGAGCGAUUAAAGGGAGGUUCAGUUGAUCUAUUUGUUGUAAAUUCGUUUGGGUCUGCCUAUCAAGCACUCUUUAUAUGCCUUCUUCUGCCUUUCCUGUCAAAGUUGUGGGGCGUACCAUUUAUCCAACUCCCAUCUUACCUUAGAGACGGAGCAGCAUGCUUUCUCAAUAUCAAUACUCUCUCGACUGGAUGCAACGGUGCUCCCUUAUUGCCUGUUCUCUUUAUUAUCGUGAACAUGUGUUACAAUAUAUCGUUGUUGCAUCUUCUUAAGAUUUCCUCAGCGGUGGUAUCUUGCCUUGCGUCUACAGUUUCAGUGCCCUUAUCCGUGUUUGUAUUCACCUUGCCGCUGCCAUAUCUUGGUGCCGGUACUGCUCUUCCACCGGGCUUUGUAGCAGGUGCUGUCGUACUUGUUUUGGGCUUGUUUUUCUACUCAUGGAGGCCCGCGAUGGUGCCCGCCAGUGCAACCACCACUUCGUGAUUUAGGUUUAGCGUGUAAAAUUGUCGAAUAAUAUGUUAUAAUUGUAGCAAUUUGUUGUUGGUUUAGUGAUUAGGGGGGUUACUGAUUAUUUUUGAAUAAGUAUGCUGCUGCAAUUACAGUGACAUUUUCCGGAAGGGCAAAGUCGGCAAAUCCAGUGAUAAACUGACAGUUUACGAAGGGAUUUAGUCACUUUGCAUCAAGUAAAUGUUGAUUUUUGGUUGAUGUUAAUUUCAAGUGCUAGUUUUCUUUCUUAA